AUUUUGUAGAGGCGGGUUAGAAGAGAAGCUUCUGGAAGAGUCUCUGUGAUCGGAGGUCGUGAGCAUUCAAACUACUGCUUCAUACAAGGUAGACGGUGAAAGACAAACAUGGUCAAGGAAACAGGCUUUUAUGAUACAUUGGGUGUGAAACCUAAUGCUACUCCUGACGAACUGAAACGGGCCUAUCGCAAACUAGCUUUAAAAUUUCACCCUGAUAAAAAUCCCACUGAAGGAGAGAAAUUCAAACAGAUCUCGCAGGCAUAUGAGGUUUUGUCAGAUGCCAAGAAGAGAGAGGUAUAUGACCGUGGAGGUGAAAAGGCUAUAAAGGAAGGCGGGACUGGCGGUGGUGGCGGUGGAGGGAACUUUGCAUCGCCCAUGGACAUCUUUGAUUUGUUUUUUGGUGGGGGUAGUCGGAUGCACAGAGAGCGAAAAGGAAAGAACAUUGUUCAUCAGAUAACAGUGACACUGGAAGAUCUUUAUAAUGGAGCUACAAGAAAACUUGCUCUCCAGAAGAAUACUAUUUGUGAGAGAUGUGAAGGUCGUGGGAGUAGAAAAGGAGCUGCACAGAUGUGUAUGUCUUGCCAUGGUACGGGCAUGCAGGUGCGCAUGCACCAACUAAUACCAGGUAUGGUGCAGCAGGUGUCUACAGUGUGCCACAGCUGUCAGGGCCAAGGACAAAGAAUCAGCAAUAAGGACCGCUGCAAAGCAUGCGCAGGUCGAAAGAUCCUGCGCCAGAAGAAGAUUUUGGAGGUCCACAUUGACAAAGGAAUGAGAGAUGGCCAGAAGAUCGUUUUCCAUGGAGAAGGCGACCAGGAGCCAGGAAUUGAGCCAGGGGACAUCAUCAUCGUCUUGGAUCAACGAGAACAUUCACAAUUCACCAGGAAAGGAGAGGACCUGGUCACGUCAAUGGAGUUGCAGCUGGUUGAGGCUUUAUGUGGUUUCAAGAAACCUGUUCAGACACUGGACAACAGAACACUCCUCAUCACCUCACGUCCAGGGGAAUUGAUCAAGCCUGGAGACACAAAGUGUGUCUUGACUGAAGGGAUGCCCAUGUACCGCAGACCGUUUGAGAAAGGGCGCCUUAUUAUUCACUUCUCGGUGGUCUUCCCACAAGCCAACUUUCUUUCUGAGGACAAGCUGAAGAUGCUGGAGCGCUUCCUCCCAGAAAAGCUGGAUCCAGAACAGCCAGAAAGUAUGGACGAUGACCUCUACAUCUACGCCGACCUAGAGGACUGUGACCUUGACAACAGGAAAAGAAACAACCAUCAGUACUACUACAUGGAGGAAGAUGACUAUGCCAGCACAAGUGGUGUUCAGUGCCAGACGUCUUAAGUGACAACUGAAGCCCUCCCCUCAUCUCUAAAGUAAAGCACCUUUUUGGAAUUGAGUGCACUUUUUAUUUAACUGGUGUUUUUCAACGUUUUUUUUCAAUCUCAAAUCAGAAAACAGUGUCCCAACACACUCCUGAUGUAUUAUUAUAAUACUCAUUGGAUGGUGUAGAGAAUCAUAGUUCCAGGAUAAACUUCUUGGUGAGUGGGACUCCUUUUCAUCUCUUGGACCUUAUCUUAACUUCUUCUCUUUUUUUUUUUAAAUCACACUGAGAGACAAGGGGUAUCAGAGGCUUCAAAAAAACUUUUGGCUGAAUAAAGACCACCUGCUUAUUAUGCAUUUACACUAAAGAUGCCAAUAUUAAGAUGAAUAUAACUUUUUUUAUAGUGUUACUAAAGCAGUUGUUGUAAACCACUUGUUGAUGUGUGUGUGUGUGUGUGUGUGUGUGUGUGUCAAAUGUAUGUGGGGGGGUGUAUGUGCAUUGAGACUUUAGUUGAAUGUUUACGCUGUUUUACCCUUUAUUUUCUAGACAUUUAACGAUCUUGAGAACGUGGCAAGAAGAAGCGAGUUAGUGGUAAAGGCGAUCUUGAUUCAGGCGUGGCAGUAUUCAAGUUUACACCACUAAUGUAGAUUUUUCAAACUAAUAUCUAAGUUAGGUUUCAUAUUUUUUAGCUGCAAUCAGUUGUCUGGUUAUCCCGCAUUUGUUUUUUGGAAAACCUAUCGUGUAAAGUAGAACAUAUGUGUAAACAACAGUUUGAUAUGAGCCAAAUAGGACUUCAUAUUAAUGGCAGGGUAGGUCAAAGAUUAAAAAAGUCACUUUAUUUUGAAAUCACAAAUCAGGGGGGUUUCCUAGAAGCAGGUUAUCUGAAAAAGUCAAAUUCAGAAUAGGUAUUUUAACAUAAUUCUAUGUUCAAAAUUUUCCGUGGUUUUACUUGGCAAAAGGAGAUCUCAGAUAACCUGUUCUCGCUUCGUAUAACAGGCCCAUAAUUCUUCAUGGCAAAUGUUUUCCCUCUCUUUAAAGUGUUGAGUGCCAAGUUGCACCCAAGUCUUACAAAGAAAAAGAGUGAUUGUUUAGGUUAUAUUAAAGAUUGAAUGUUCUUGAGAUUAUUCGAUUUUCAAAAUCAUUGGAAAUUACACAUUUUUAAAUCAAAGAAACUUGUUGAUGGGUUUUUACUGAUGUAGGCACACAAGAAGAUACGUCUUUUAAUCGUAAAUGCCAAAUAAGCCGGGAGGUUAUGGAGGGACUUAAAAUCAAUGCACCUGGUACCUCUUUGAAGUGUCUGUUCGUUUAAAAGCCUGAUAACUUAACUUGAAGCUAUAAUGCAGGUUUUAUUUUCUGUGACAAUUUUGCCUUAGAUAUUGUAAAACACAACUAUGCUCACCAAAAGGUCGAUUCCUUUAAUUGUUGAAGCAGAUGCAAAUUAGUGAGUACUCAUAAUCUCCAGGGAACUCUACUCAAAGUUCAAUUUAAAUAAGUGUUUUCAAGUUGGCAAUUUGACUGAGGGUAUGUGUUUGUUAGGACCAAUGAUCUACUUGUUUAUGCUCAUGUUUUCUAAUAAAUGCAGUUUGAUGGUC
Molecule: messenger RNA, 2904 nt
Organism: Pseudoliparis swirei
Lineage: Eukaryota; Metazoa; Chordata; Actinopteri; Perciformes; Liparidae
Gene: dnaja1
Product: DnaJ heat shock protein family (Hsp40) member A1
Exons: 9
Coding region: 109-1332 (407 amino acids)
Biological process (GO): response to heat; protein refolding
Cellular component (GO): cytosol; cytoplasm
Molecular function (GO): ATP binding; Hsp70 protein binding
Source: RefSeq, a predicted model, not a curated record